GAGAAAUUAAAAUAAGAAAAAAAGAAAAAAAGAACCAGAGGAAGAAGAAAGGAAGCGUAAAAAUAAAAAGUGACCGAGUGAGAAUGAGUCUACAGUGAGUCUCUCUCUCGCAUCAAAGAUCCCUUUUUCUUUGUCUGAUAAUCCUGUUUUUGUCUCAUCAUUAGCUUUGGAAUUUUGCCUUGCCCACGCACUGGUUAGUUCAGCUUCCUUCAUUCCCAUUUCUAAAUGGGUUUAUUAUUGCUUAAAUUUAUCAUUAAAUUUUUUUGUUUUAUUUGGAUAAAUGAGUUUGAGAAUUGCUACUGAUUGUUUGUUCUAGUAACCCAGCUGAUGGGUUUUUGCAUUUCAGUUCAAUUCUGGGCAUUUUCUGUUGUGGGUUUUGUUCUGUUGUCCUUGCCUUUUGCUCUAUUUUCGUUUUCUUUUUGGUUCCUGGGUUUUGAACUUUGAAGAAUAUGGUCAAACUUUUUAUGAGUCGUCGAUGAAAUUGUCAGGUGGAUUUUCUCUUUUGUAUGAUCUUAGCUGUGAUUUUUUCAUCCUGGAGACUGGAGUGCGUCGAUGAAUUUUGUAGUGUUGUAGCUGAAAUUGAGUUUCGUGAGUUAAUCAUAGAUGUUCAUAAUCUUUUGUCUCUUAAAAGCGAGCUAGGAAAUCAGGUAAGGGAAUUUUUGUUCCAAUUUUGAUCGUUAUCUUCUGCGAUGUAAUGGGAUUUUUCUGGUUAAGAUAUUGUGUGGUUCACUGGGUCGUCUAAAUUUGUUUGUUUAGCUAGCUUGUGAUCAAUCAAGUUUCUGAAUGUGCCUAGGGAAGACAGAAGGUGCUUCAGUAUAUAGAGGGUAAUUUUCGAGUCUUAUGUAGAGUUCUAAAAGUAUGAGAAGUUUAUUUUGAUGUUGAGAAGGAAGUGAAUUACUUCUGUUCAUGAUGCAUAGUUAGUGAUAAGUGACCCAUGCUGCGGUGAUCUUCUAAUUAUUUUGCUCAUAAUCAUGCCAGGAUGUGACAUUCAUGAGAAAUGGGUUUAGAAUUGAAGUAAAUAUAUGCGAGGGAUUGUAGUAUCGUUCAAUCUGCUUUCUUCAGGAGAGGAUAGUUUGCCCACAGACCAAUAGCAUAUGAUCUGAAACUUUGUAAUUGUUUUCACAGUGAGCGAAGGUAUACACUUGCUGAUUGAAAAAGUGGCUUUUCCUUUUGAGAUCCCCAUGUUUCCUGUGUACCUUUGUUGGUGGUUGGACUUGCAUGGCUGUUCCUUUGCUGGGUCGACACCGUAAAAUCCCAACCAGCAAGUUUCCAAUGGAGGGAGCAGGCAGUCUUGCCUCUGUUGGCAAUGAUCAUGUUAUUGAUAUUAGAAGCAGCAGCGAGGCUUCCUCCUCUAACCCACCCCAUAACCGUGUAUCCAAUGAGCAGCAGCAGAGUGAUAAUCUGCCUUCUACUAGUACUAGGACUCCUGUUUUUCAGCCUUCCCUCUCUACUUCUAGAGGAGGUUCAAACAUACGAAGUUCAUCAUUAAACCGAAGAGAAAAUGGACGUAACCGCCAAAGAAGCCCAUUGAGUUCUGGGAUAUGGAUAUCUGUUGAAUUAGUUUUAACCGUGAGCCAAAUAAUUGCAGCUAUUGUUGUUUUGGCUUUAUCAAGGCAUGAACAUCCGCAUGCCCCUUUGGUUGUUUGGGUGGUGGGUUAUGCUUCUGGAUGUGUAGCUAUUCUUCCUCUUCUUUACUGGCGCUAUCAUCAUCGUCAUCAAGGUUCUGAUAGGGAGUCUUCGCAGUCCAAUUCAACCUCAACUCAAAAUGAGCUUUCUGCGGCACCUAGUUCAGGGACUUCAGAUAGGGAUAGCCGUCGGUCAAGUGGUUAUGGUUCUCAAGGUGCCCAUAAUGUUGGUGCACUAAGUUUAAGGCUAAAGGUCCUCGUAGAAUACUUUAAGAUGGCUUUGGAUUGCUUCUUCGCAGUAUGGUUUGUGGUUGGUAAUGUAUGGAUUUUUGGAGGUCACUCUUCGUCCGCUGAUGCUCCCAACUUGUAUAGGAUAUGUAUAGUCUUUCUUACGUUUAGCUGCAUUGGAUAUGCUAUGCCGUUUAUAUUCUGUGCCACUAUCUGCUGCUGCCUCCCUUGCAUAAUUAGGGUCAUGGGCUUUAGAGAAGACACUAAUCAAAGUAGAGGGGCCACUACAGAAUCAAUUAAUUCCUUGCCAACUUAUAAAUUCAAGACAAAGAAGAACAAAAGUAAUGACAAAGAAAAUAAUUCUGGAGGGAUUGAAGGCGGAAUUGUAGCAGCAGGAACAGAGAAGGAGCGUUUCAUAUCUGGAGAAGAUGCGGUUUGUUGUAUUUGCCUGGCGAAGUAUGCACACAAUGAUGAACUCAGAGAACUGCCGUGUACACAUUUCUUUCACAAAGAAUGUGUGGAUAAAUGGCUGAAGAUCAAUGCUGCAUGUCCACUUUGCAAAGCCGAAGUCGGUGAGACUGUGUUGCAAUCUGUUAGGCAAGCAGUUGCGAGUCUGUGACCCGAGAAUCGUACUGCAGGAAAAUUUGCCACACACUUUUGAUGUCCAUAAAGUUCGAUCACUUGCCUUUUUACAGAUGGUCGCCAAGUUGCCCAAAAACUACCUGUCUGUCUGUUCUCUCCACAUUAAUCUAUCUUUGGUCAAGCAGGCUGUGAGAGUGUUGUACCUUUGGUAUAGCUGCAUCGUAAAUGUCUUUCAGUAGUAGCAAUAUUAGUGUAUUUGUCGAGCUAUCUCGAGUGGAAAUCUUUAGUAUGCUGUUGCUAAGCUUUAGCGUGUAGGUUGGACAAAUGGAAAACCGAAAGAUAACCCAGAUUCUGGUAUGUUGCAGCUCCAUCGGCUGUUGCUUAUUUGAGAAAAGAAAAAACGCCUACAUUUUACCUGCAAAUUGCAAUCUACAUUGGACAAAAUAACAGGGUUAUGGAAACUGGCUGAACAUUAGUAAUUUAUUGUCUGCUCCCUCUGUCUCAAAAUUGUCCCAAAAUUAUCGUGCAUUUUGAGAUUUCACUUUUAGUAUAAUUUGAAUUAAAAAUAAAAAUCCAAAUUGGAUAAUAAUUAUGGGACGAAGGGAGUAUUUUUCGAUGUAAUAAGUUGGCAUCCUUAACAAAGAAUCAG
This is a messenger RNA of Oldenlandia corymbosa var. corymbosa, 3084 nucleotides long. Lineage: Eukaryota; Viridiplantae; Streptophyta; Magnoliopsida; Gentianales; Rubiaceae. The record is from the annotation of a GenBank genome assembly.